GGCGCGAGCAGCUGCGAGUCACCUCCAACCUGCAGCCUCGACCGCCCUCAACGUACGGGUUUGGUUAUUCUAUACUUAAGACUGGAGUAGUUCGUGCAGCGAUUUUCUUCAGUAUUUUUGGGAUAACCAUCUCGUAGGAAUUUCCUCAUUUUAAGUUUAUCAGUACCAUCGAACGAUGGACCCGGGCCCUGGAAUCGCCGCGCUCCAGGCGUGGGGCGGGCAGGUGGCCGCCUACGGCGCUGCCAACCAGACGGUCGUCGACAAGGUGCUGCCUGAAAUGCUGCACAUGGUCGACCCACACUGGUACCAAUUCCCUCCUAUGAAUCCGCUAUGGCACGGUCUACUGGGCUUCACUAUUGGUGUACUCGGCUUUGUUUCAAUCGCGGGCAACGGAAUGGUCAUUUACAUCUUCACGUGCACUAAAUCUCUUAAAACCCCAUCGAAUUUACUCGUAGUGAACUUGGCAUUCUCGGAUUUCCUCAUGAUGUGCUGCAUGUCUCCGGCUAUGGUAGUCAAUUGCUAUAAUGAAACGUGGGUUUGGGGACCUCUGGCAUGUGAACUGUACGCUUGUGCGGGAUCUCUAUUCGGCUGCGCUUCUAUUUGGACCAUGACCAUGAUUGCUUUUGACCGAUACAAUGUCAUCGUAAAGGGCAUUGCCGCCAAGCCAAUGACUAACAACGGAGCUCUGCUGCGAAUACUUGGCAUCUGGGCUUUCUCUCUUGCGUGGACACUUGCGCCUUUCUUCGGCUGGAACAGGUACGUGCCUGAGGGCAACAUGACUGCUUGCGGAACAGACUACUUGAACAAGGACUGGUUGAGCCGCAGCUACAUCCUCGUCUACUCGGUGUUCGUGUACUUCAUGCCUCUGCUGCUUAUCAUAUACUCUUACUUCUUCAUCGUCCAGGCCGUUGCUGCACACGAAAAAUCUAUGAGGGAGCAGGCCAAGAAGAUGAACGUCGCUUCGCUCAGGUCAUCUGAAAACGCCAACACCAGUGCCGAGUGCAAACUGGCAAAGGUCGCUCUGAUGACCAUCUCCCUGUGGUUCAUGGCGUGGACCCCUUACCUGGUGAUCAACUAUGCCGGAGUGUUCGAGAACGCUAACAUCAGCCCGCUGGCCACCAUCUGGGGUUCUCUCUUUGCCAAGGCUAAUGCUGUCUACAAUCCUAUUGUUUACGGCAUCAGCCACCCGAAAUACCGCGCCGAGCUGUACAAGAAGUUCCCGACGCUGGCUUGCCAGGCCUCGCCCGUGGAUAACGGCUCCGUUGCGUCGGGCGCCACCGCCGUCUCGGAGAAGCCCUCGGCCUGAGCGCCGAGCGCCCUCCGCCCGCCGACACUGACGCCACACCGCACGCGCCCCAUUGGACACACGAUAUGCCUAAGCGAUGUUAUUGUUUAUUUUUAUACGAAAAUAUUUACAUUUGUACAAAGUUAUAAACUUGAGCAUACAGCGUGUGCUGGUUGCAAAAUAUUCAGGGCAGUUCUGAAUCAAAUUGUAUUUUUUGUACAAUCGUCUCCUGCAUAUUUUGAGUUCACGCUUUGUGUUUCUUGUUGAACGUUGCACACUUUUAUUAUA
Molecule: messenger RNA, 1573 nt
Organism: Cydia strobilella
Lineage: Eukaryota; Metazoa; Arthropoda; Insecta; Lepidoptera; Tortricidae
Product: opsin-1
Exons: 9
Coding region: 176-1306 (376 amino acids)
Biological process (GO): cellular response to light stimulus; G protein-coupled receptor signaling pathway; visual perception
Cellular component (GO): plasma membrane
Molecular function (GO): G protein-coupled photoreceptor activity
Source: RefSeq, a predicted model, not a curated record